Molecule: messenger RNA, 6399 nt
Organism: Boleophthalmus pectinirostris (great blue-spotted mudskipper)
Lineage: Eukaryota; Metazoa; Chordata; Actinopteri; Gobiiformes; Gobiidae
Product: vinculin-like
Exons: 23
Coding region: 2080-5487 (1135 amino acids)
Biological process (GO): cell adhesion
Cellular component (GO): actin cytoskeleton
Molecular function (GO): structural molecule activity; actin filament binding
Source: RefSeq, a predicted model, not a curated record
UAAUAAUCUUCUUAAUAUUAGACCCUACCCAUAAAGUCCAUCUAAUCACUCUACAUUUAAACUCCUCAGAAUGUAGGAAGUAGUAACAGCUGGUUAUUACAUCUACCACUCACUUAAUUUAACACAUCUACAAUGUUAUGGGACAGCAGAUAGUAUAUUUAUAUUUACAUGAAAUCACGUUAAUUAACGUGCACUAUUCGUUUUAAAUAAACAAAUAAUUGGUAGCACUAAGAGGAUUGUUAGAACACCACCACCUCUACUUUAUGGAGCCAGUUGUGAAAGCAAUAAUCAGAAGCAAUUUUGCCUAAAUAUUCACUCAUUUUCUCUGUAUAUUAUUAUUAUUAUUAUUAUUAUUAUUAUUAUUAUUAUUAUUAUUCAUUUCAUACAGUAUACAUGCAUCUAAAAUGGUUUGCAAUGGAAUUAAGGGAAGAGUUUAAAGUGCUUCUCUUGAUACACAAGGCCGUCAGUGACCUUACCCCAGUCUAGAGGCCACUGCACUCCUGUGACUACAACUUUCUUUCUAGGUCCGGAUAAAAGAAGUGUGGCGAUCGGGCUGCUUUCAGUAUACGCUCCCAGGCUCUGGAACAGCCUUCCCCCUGAACUGCACACACCUCAUUGACACAGUUCUUAAUGAAUAUCAUCUUCAUUAAUGUUGUAUUGCAUGCUUAUUUGUUGCCUCUGCGAAGCACCUUGUGUACCUUUUGGCUACUGGAAAGUGCUAUACAAAUACAUUUUGAUUACUUGAUUUUGAUUUACUUGAUUCAUAACACAUGUGACAAUUAAUAUUUACUGCAUAUCGCUGUUCUCUUUUUUAAUAUAUCAUAUGUAAACUAUUUUUUGCUGACUGUGAGAAGCUGAUUAUUACUGAAAGCAUUCUUUACAAAAGCUCCAAGCCACCCCCCAGAUGGUUUAUUUCAUAGUUUGUUUUGACAAGUGCACAUAUACAGAUGCAGUGCUACUUGGACCAAUCACACUGUCCUAUUGGCCUUCAAUUACUCAUUGCAGGUUUACUUUACUGCUUUGGAGAGUCAUAGCCUUAUAUGGGUUUGAAAAGCACCAGGAUGAAACUCACUCCUCUUUAAGGACAAUUCUUAGGGACGAACAUGGUUCAACUGUGAGUUAGGUAGACGGGAUUGUGCAUACCCAAAGGGCAGCGCAAGAUGCCACGUAAGGAAAAAUCACAGAUUAGAGUUAACAAUGCGUAAGAUAUUUUUUUCUGCUAAUAUAAUCUUUGUGAUAUAUUGUUAUAAAAUGCAUAUUCUCAUAGACAUGAUCAAAUGUGUUGCUUUGUUCAAUAGUUUGAUGAUUUAUGUCUUCGUGACUCCAUAUCUCCGGUCUUUAUUUAGAUGUGUACAGGAGACAUGGACCCCUACCUUUUAAUGACGCCAGAUCCAAUGCCAAACAUUGGAAAACUCAGGUUAUACCUGUAGGACCAGUGCAAAUCACCGCUGUGUCAUCUAAGGUUUCACACAAGAAACUGACUUUUACGAGACUGAAACACAUAAGUUAAACGAAUAAUAAAUAAAGCCCUUAUAGCAUCGUCUUUCUGAUUCUGAGUAUUCUGUUUUCUAACAAGGCAUUGCUUCCUUCCUGUAUUUUCAAAUGCCUAUAUUUUACUGAAUGCCGUGGACGUUUUGAAAUGAGCAUUGUCCCUGCCAUAUUUUAUGUAUUAUCUUUAAGUCACUCAAACACUUUCCCUUUUCAGGGGUCUCUGGCAUGCAUGACGUCACGUGGGGAAGCGCUCUUACUUGCCGGAUUAGCGCGUGCUUGCGCGUGUGCCGUGCGUGAGUACGAUGAGCAGAGCGUCAAUGCGCACCAGCAGCGAGCUGCCUGGUAGCGGUGUUCCUCUGAUGUGAUUGGGCGGAGGGCGGUGAUUCCUUUCUGUCACGAUUCUAGUGUCGCUCCCAGCGGAGGACACGAACCGUCCUAGUCCAGAGCUCCAGCGAGGACACACCGCGCGCAUGAGGGCGUAGGGACUGUAUUGCCAACCCGGGAUUUGCCCUCGUGUGAAGGAGAGGAGGUUGGAGGAGAGGAGGGAUCUUUUCAUCUAAAGGGGCUGCGGUAAAAAAGUCAUCCAAGAUGCCGGUGUUUCAUACCAAGACAAUUGAGAGUAUCCUGGAGCCGGUGGCCCAGCAGAUCUCCCACCUAGUCAUUAUGCACGAGGAAGGCGAGGUGGAUGGGAAAGCCAUCCCGGAUCUGACUGUGCCAGUGGCUGCAGUGCAGGCAGCAGUCAGCAACCUUGUGCGGGUCGGGAAGGAGACUGUCCAGACCACGGAAGACCAGGUGAUGAAGAGAGACAUGCCUCCUGCAUUCAUCAAGGUUGAGAACUCCUCCUCUAAGCUGGUCCAAGCCGCUCAGAUGCUGAAGGCAGACCCUUACUCCGUCCCAGCUCGAGAUUACCUGAUCGACGGCUCCAGGGGGAUACUCUCUGGGACCUCUGACCUCCUGCUCACUUUUGACGAGGCAGAGGUGAGAAAGAUAAUCCGAGUGUGUAAAGGAAUCCUGGAGUACCUCACUGUAGCAGAGGUUGUGGAGACCAUGGAGGACCUCAUCACUUACACCAAGAACCUAGGACCAGGGAUGACUAAAAUGUCGAAAAUGAUCGAUGAGAGACAACAGGAGCUGACCCACCAGGAGCACAGGCAGAUGUUGGUGAGCUCCAUGAACACAGUGAAAGAGCUGCUGCCUGUCCUCAUUUCAGCUAUCAAGAUCUUUGUCGCAACCAAAACAAGUCGAGGAGCUGGUGUGGAGGAGGCUGAGCGCAACAGAAAGUUUAUAUUUGAAAAGAUGAGCACUGAAAUUACAGAGAUUAUCAGAGUGCUACAGCUCACCACAUGGGAUGAAGAUGCCUGGGCCAACAAGGAUAUGGAAGCUCUGAAGAGAUCUCUGGCAGUGAUUGAGUCAAAGAUGGCUCAAGCUAAAGCCUGGCUCAAAGACCCUCAUGGACAGCCUGGAGAACCUGGUGAGGUGGCUCUCCGUGUCAUUCUGGACGAGGCUGGUAAAGUGGGGGAGCUUUGUGCUGGAAAAGAGAGGAAAGACAUUUUAGCCACGGCUAAAGCUCUGGGGCAGAUGAGUGACCAGAUCACAGAUCUGAGGGCCAGAGGCCAAGGGCAGACACCAGGCUGUGUGCAGCGGGCCGGUCAGUGCUCUCAGGGCUUAGACUUGUUAUUUGGCAAAGUGGACAAUGCUGCACGCAGACUAGAGGCUCUAAUCAACGCAAAGCAGGCCAUUGCCAGGAGACUGGAUGCUGCACAGGCUUGGCUAGCUGAUCCUCACGGGGGUCCCGAGGGAGAAGAAAACAUUCGAGCAUUGUUAGCUGAGGCUAAACGCAUCGCUGAUCUGUGUGAAGACCCUAAAGAAAGAGAUGACAUCCUUCGCUCCAUCAGCGAGAUUGCAGGCCUCACUGCCAGACUUGUGGAGCUCAGGAAACAGGGUAAAGGUGACACCCCUGAGGCCCGAGCUUUAGCCAAACAGAUUGGCGCAGCAUUGCUAACUCUACAGUCCAAAACCAACCGCGCUGUGGCUAACAUGAGGCCGGCGAAGGCUGCUGUGACUUUGGAGGGAAAGAUGGAGCAAGCACUGCGCUGGGUGAACAAUCCCGGAGUGGACGACAGAGGAGUUGAGUGUGAGAUACUACAGUGGCACGAAGGUCAGGCAGCGAUCAGAGGCAUGGUGGGAGAAGGCAAGAGGCUGGCAGGGGGCCUGCUGGGUCCAUAUCGACAGGACAUGGUUGGACGCUGUGACCGGACAGAGGCACUGAUGGGGUCUUUAGCCGAGAUGGCAGGUCGGGGUGAGGCUGAGGCACCCCAUGCACGAGCUACAGCUGCUCAGCUCCAGGACAGCCUGAAGGAUCUCAGACAGCACAUGCAGGAUGUGAUGACCCAGGAGGUUUCAGAUGUUUUCAGUGAUACCACAACCCCUGUAAAACUCCUCGCUGUAGCUGCAACUGCCCCUCCUGAUGCUCCCAACAGGGAAGAGGUUUUUGAAGAGCGGGCCGGGAACUUUGAAGCCCAUGCUGGCCGGCUUGGGGCAACAGCAGAGAAGGCAGCUGCAGUGGGGACAGCCAAUAGGAGCACAGUGGAGGGCAUCCAUGCUGCUGUGAAACAUGCCAGGGAACUCACUCCACAGGUGACUUCUGCUGCUCGUAUUUUGUUGAAAAAUCCAGGAAACAAAGCUGCAUAUGAGCACUUUGACACAAUGAAAAACCAAUGGAUUGACAAUGUAGAACGACUGACUGGUCUCGUAGAUGAGGCUAUAGACACAAAGUCACUAUUGGAUGCAUCAGAGGAAGCCAUAAAAAAAGAUAUUGACAAGUGCAGAGUAGCUAUGGCCAAUGUUCAACCUCAAAUGCUGGUUGCUGGGGCUACGAGCAUUGCAAGGCGAGCUAAUCGAGUUUUACUUGUGGCCAAAAGAGAAGUGGAAAACUCUGAAGAUCCACGAUUCAGAGACACAGUGAAGCAUGCCUCGGAUAUCCUUUCUCACACUAUCUCCCCCAUGGUGAUGGAUGCCAAGGCUGUGGCUGGGAACAUACAAGACAAAGCUUUGCAGAAAGCUUAUCUAGACUCCUGUUUGCGGAUCCUGGCUGCAGUGGGAAAAGUCAGAGAAGCCUUCCAGCCACAGGAGCCCGAGUUCCCUCCUCCACCACCUGAUCUAGACCAGCUCCAUGUGGUGGAUGACCAGCAGGCUCCCCCAAAGCCCCCUCUACCAGAAGGAGAAGUGCCCCCUCCCCGCCCCCCUCCUCCUGAAGAGAAGGAUGAGGAGUUCCCUGAGCAGAAGGCUGGAGAGGUGGUCAGUGAGCCCAUGAUGGUGGCAGCCAGACAGCUGCACGAUGAGGCUCGCAAGUGGUCAAGCAAGCCUGAGGAUGAGGAGGCAGGAGAAGAGAGGGAGGUAGAUGAGGAAGAUGAUUUUACUGAUGGUGAGGAUGACUAUGAGCCAGAGCUGCUGAUGAUGCCCUCCAACCAGCCAGUCAAUCAACCCAUUCUGGCAGCUGCCCAGUCUCUACAUCAGGAGGCUCGCAAGUGGUCCAGCAAGGGUAAUGACAUUAUUGCAGCAGCCAAAAGAAUGGCUUUGCUAAUGGCAGAGAUGUCUCGACUGGUGCGUGGUGGAAGUGGAAACAAACGUGCCCUGAUUCAAUGUGCUAAAGACAUCGCCAAAGCUUCAGAUGAAGUAACCCGGCUGGCUAAAGAGGUGGCCAAACAAUGCACUGACAGGCGUAUUCGGACUAACCUCCUGCAGGUGUGUGAACGAAUCCCUACCAUAAGUACUCAGCUGAAGAUCCUCUCAACUGUCAAAGCUACUAUGUUGGGACGAACUAACAUUAGUGAGGAAGAGUCUGAACAGGCCACAGAGAUGUUGGUGCAUAAUGCCCAGAAUCUUAUGCAGUCGGUGAAGGAGACUGUUAGAGAAGCAGAAGCAGCUUCCAUUAAGAUCCGCACAGACGCUGGCUUUACCCUUCGAUGGGUUCGUAAAACUCCUUGGUACCAAUAAAAUCCACACACAGUGUUCAUAUUUGAGGUACUGUGGAUGUCUUAAGACUACUACUAAUAGUUGGUGGAAUGUGUCAUCAAGCUUUUUAACAUGGGAAAACAGCAUACUUGUCACAGUUUUAUUUAAACAUAAACAUUUAAAGGUAGACAGGUUUAAUAUAUAUUUUGCUAUGUUUUGUUUGAUGAAAUUUACCCGAAUCCCAGGUAUAUAUUUUGGCAUGAAGAUUUUUGUUUUCUAUUUUAUAAAAAUAGCACAGUUAUUCUAUUCAGUUUGUAGUAAGAGUAAUCUUUGUAUAUACAACAUUGUUUUUGUUUUAUGGUCACAUAUUUUAGCUUUACUGACACUAUUUUGAAGAGUCGUCUGGACUCUGUUUACUUUUGUUCUUAACAUUAAAAUUAGUAGUAAUACACUCUAUGGCCCUUUCAGGUGACGGCUACAUGCCACUAAGAUAUAGUAUUUACGUACAUUUAGCUAUUUUAUACUAUUUUCUGCCACUCAAAACACUUAAUGGCCAGGAGGUUUUACUUCUGAGGUGCUGAAUGUGAGACUAUGAAGUUUAAAUCAGACUUAGCUUUUUGAGUUUUCUAAAUAUUUAUAUUAAUUAAGUAUAGGAGAAAUACCAAAGGAUUUAUUUUGUGAGCCAUUUUGUUUUGUCCCUGAACAGUCAGGUAAGAAACAUUAGUGUCUUUCUCCUUUAGUCUGAAGGUACAAUUUGUUGCACUGUUUAUGCAUAACAUGAACUCCCUCAAGGCAGUGAUUGUAGUCAAAGAGCAUGUUUUAGACUUUUGGCUUCUUACUUAUCACUGCUCUAAAGCACAUUUGACAAGUGUUAUUCACAACCCUGGUGGUUUACAGACAAAGCUAGAUUUGUUGAGUAUAUUUUUUAUUUAAGUAAAAAAAAAAAAAACUUAU